Molecule: messenger RNA, 1437 nt
Organism: Lolium rigidum
Lineage: Eukaryota; Viridiplantae; Streptophyta; Magnoliopsida; Poales; Poaceae
Product: AAA-ATPase At3g28580-like
Exons: 1
Coding region: 1-1437 (478 amino acids)
Molecular function (GO): ATP binding; ATP hydrolysis activity
Source: RefSeq, a predicted model, not a curated record
AUGGAGAUGGUCCUGGACUGGCGCUCGGUGGGCUCGCUGAUCGCGACUGUCAUGGUGUUCCGGACGGCCAUGCGGGACUUCGUCCCGCCGGAGGCCGAGCAGUGGCUACGCCGCUUCCUCGCGCGGGUCACCGCCGCGUUCCGGGCCCCCACGGCCACCAUCCUCAUCUACGAGGCCGACGGUGCCGCCGUCACCGGCGUAGCCAACGACCUUUACGAUGCCGGGCAGCUCUACCUCGGCGCGCGCUGCCUCGCCGCGGCCCCCGCCGUGCGCCUCUACAAGCCGCGCGGGGGGAGCAGCACUGUCGCCUCCCUCCCGGACGCGCACACCGCCCACGACACCUGGAAGGGCGUCACGGUGAAGUGGACCUCCACCGCGCGCCCCGUCGACGUGUAUCGCGGCGGCCAGGGCCCCUCCGGCGGUGGCGUCCACCGCAGCCUCGAGCUCCAGUUCGUGCGUCAGCACCGCGACUUCGUCCACGACAGCUACAUCCCCCACGUCAUGGACGAGGCCACCAGGGUGCGGCUCACGUCGCGGGAGCGCAGGCUCUACACCAACGGCGAGGAGUACCAGCGCCUCUGGACCUCCCACGCAUUCUCCCACCCCUCCACGUUCGACACACUCGCCGUGGACCCGGCGCUCCGCGAGGAGAUCCGUGCCGACCUGCUCCGCUUCGCGUCCCGGCGGGAGCACUACGCGCGCGUCGGCCGCGCGUGGAAGCGCGGGUACCUGCUCCACGGCCCUCCCGGCACCGGCAAGACCAGCCUCGUCGCGGCGAUCGCCAACCUCCUCAUGUUCGACGUCUACGACCUAGAGCUCACAACCGUGGCCACCAACUCCCACCUCCGCCGCCUGCUCGUCUCCACCACGCCCAAGUCCGUCGUCGUAGUCGAGGACAUCGACUGCUCCCUCGACCUCUCCGACCGCAGGAAGAAGGGCGGCGGUAGUAUCGUCGACCAAGACGACGACGACAACAACGCGGCGAUUGGGCGGGAGGAGUCCAUAAGCCUCUCCGGCGUUCUCAACUUCGUGGACGGGCUCUGGUCUUCCUGCGUCGGCGAGCGCCUGAUAAUCUUCACCACCAACCACCCGGAGCGGCUCGACCCGGCGCUGGUCCGCCCAGGCCGCAUGGACCGCAAGAUCGAGCUCGGAUACUGCUCGCCCGCCGCGCUCCGCGUGCUCGCCAAGAACUACCUCGGAGUUGGCGAGGAUACCGACGACGAAGUGAACGGCCUCAUGGCCCAGGCCGAGGGCCUGCUCGCCGCUGAUGACGACGUGCGCAUCACGCCCGCCGACAUCGGCGAGGUGUUCAUGGGAUGCGACGGCGCGGGCGCCUCCGCCGCCUUGAGGAAGCUCGUCGGCGAGCUGCGCCGCAGGAGAGAUCACGCACCUGCCCCGGCCGUAGACGCGCUAGCUGCAGCCGAGACGAUGGAGUAA